AUGUUAUAUUAUAUCAUCAUUGUAAUAUAUGGAUUACUUAGUGUAUAUUCAUUUAUAGUAGCUGAUUCUAGAAUAAAAUAUGGAAAUAUACCUGUUUACACACGAUUAGCAUCAAAUGAGAAUGCUCAGGCAGGAAUCCAGAGUUUGAAUGAGGGAAUUUUGUCAAAUCUUGAAAAAACAGGAAUUUCAAGUUUAAACGAGUUGCAACAGGAGUGUAUUCCGAAGAUUCUUGAUGAUUCCAUAAAGAACGUGUGUAUUCUAUCCCAAACUGGUACUGGGAAAACACUAUCAUACCUGGUACCAAUAGUACAAAUGAUUCUUAACGAGCCAAAAGAUGAAGAGUCAACGUGUGUAGUAAUAGUUCCAAACGGUUUACUGACUUAUCAAGUUUUUGCAGUUCUGAGUAACUUAACAAGUGGACUUAAUAUUAAAGCGAAGACUGUGGAUGAUGUUGAAAAGGGGAAACUGCCAGAUAUAAUAGUUUCCUCUCCGUUAAAACUACUCGACAAAUUUGAAGCCUACUCGCUAAACUAUAAAUUUGAUGCUUUCGAACGAGUUAAGUACCUGGUGCUGGAUGAAGUUGACCUGUUAUUCAAUUAUAAACAGGAUAUACUUGACAUUCUUGACAGGACCAACAAGAGGUGUAAAACGGUACUGUCAUCCAGUACUUUACCAAACUUUGGACCCAAGAGUGCUGCUAACAUUAUAUCCUCACUGUUUAAGAACUGCACAUUUGUGCAGACAAAAGACCUACAUACAAUCCCACCCAAAGUUAAACUUGAAUUCAUCAAUUACAAAGAUGACGACGACAGGUUUCGUAAAGUUGUUGAAUAUCUUAGAGAGAAUAGUGACCGCACAAUUAUUUACUGUAACAGCUACUCAAAUUGUGAAAAAUUGUACAAUAAACUGUCAAAGCUCAGGAAAAAUGUGCAUUUCAUAACCCGUGAUGUUAACCUCAUGGAGCAGAUUUUGAUCCUGACGAGUUUAGACAAGAGAAUGGUUGUUUUGUCAACUGAUCAUGCCAGUAGAGGUGUUGACUUUAAGAACAUUAAAACUGUCAUACACUACGAUUUCCCAAAGGAUGUAGUUCGUUUUAUACACAGAACUGGCCGAGUUGGAAGACACGGAACUGAAGGCAACUGCCUCGCAUUUUGGUCAGAACCUGACGAGUUUCUGAAGGAUAACAUUGAAAAUAACUUAGACACACUCCCGAACUUAUUUAGCAGGAGACGAGGCCUCAGAAAGAAGUUUAAAAAGGCUCUACAGCUACAACUCGCUGAAUCUCAAUUUUCUGUUUAA
Molecule: messenger RNA, 1299 nt
Organism: Theileria parva strain Muguga
Lineage: Eukaryota; Apicomplexa; Aconoidasida; Piroplasmida; Theileriidae
Gene: PRP5
Product: DEAD/DEAH box helicase family protein
Exons: 12
Coding region: 1-1299 (432 amino acids)
Molecular function (GO): ATP binding; nucleic acid binding
Source: RefSeq, a predicted model, not a curated record